AUGUCGCCUGACUGGUGGACGCCGCUGGUGCUGGUGCUGCUGGUGGGGGCGCCCUUCCUGCGGCCGCUGCCCUUCGUGGGGAACAUGCUGCCACUGGCGUUGCGCAAGUUGGCCAUGCACGACGUCGUCAUCCGGCUGUACCGGAAACUCGACCCUCACGCCUACGGAGGAUUCUUCCUGUUUUCUGCGCCACUCGUAAUGAUAAGAGACCCUGAAAUCAUACGGACGGUCACCGUUAAAGAUUUUGACCACUUCACAGACCACUUUGUGCUUUUCGGCAACAGUAAACAUAACCCAAUGUUGCGGCGGAUGCUGUUUUCGUUGAAAGGUAGAGAGUGGCACGACAUGCGAUGCACCCUGAGCCCAGCUUUCUCUUCGAUGAAGAUGAAGAACAUGUUCUUACUAAUGGCCGAGAUUGGACAUCAGAUGGUCGAGUAUUUGACGAAGAAAACAGCGGAGCAUGAGAUUUCUUCUGGCGGGGAAGGGAUCCUCACGCUGGAGAUGAAGGACUUCUUCACACGCAUGACCAACGACAUUAUUGCAACCACAGCAUUUGGAGUCAAGGUGGACUCGCUUUCGGAGCCCAACAACUCUUUCUACACGAUGGGUCGUGCUCUCACCACCUUCAGAACGACGGUCGCUUUUGGAUAUUUGAUAUCAUCGAAACUAAUGGAACUACUGCGCAUACCGUUCUUGGACCCAAAGGCCGUGGACUACUUCACGUCCAUAAUCUCAGAAACUAUUCGAACGAGAGAGAAACACGGAAUCAUUCGCCACGAUAUGAUCCAUCUAAUGAUGCAGGCGCGACGAGGCGAACUAACAUCGCAGGAAGAAGAGGUAAACGGAACCGUGGAAGUCAAAGGAAAGCCACCCCUUACCGAUGAAGACGUGACGGCGCAGGCGGUUAUAUUCUUCUUCGGCGGCUUCGAUACCGUUUCGUCUCUGAUGGUGUUCAGCAGCUACCUGUUGGCCACGCAUCCGGACGUGCAGCGGCGCCUACAAAGAGAAGUGGAUGACGUCAUGCAGAAGAGCGGCGGCCAACCCAGCUACGAGGAGGUCCUGGGAUGCCAGUACCUCGACAUGGUGCUCUCCGAGACCCUGCGCAUGUACGCGCCGCUGCCGUCCCUGGACCGCCAGUGCGUCCGCCCCUACAGGCUGCCGGCGACGGGGAGGGGGAGCUGUCCAGGGCUGGAGCUGCGGCCGGGAGACGGCAUCUGGCUGCCGGUGCACGCCAUCCACCACGACGCUCAGUACUUUCCAGAUCCCGACCGCUUCGACCCGGAACGCUUCAGUCCGGAGAACAAGCACCUCAUCAAACCGUUCACGUACUUUCCGUUCGGCUGUGGACCACGUUUCUGCAUUGCUCAGAGGUUCGCACUGAUGGAGACAAAGGUGGUGCUGCUACACAUGCUGUCCAGAUUCAGCCUGGAAGUGGUUCCCAAGACUCCGGUGCCACUCAAAAUUCAGCCAAAGCCAAAUCUCUUGAUCCGAGGUGGGGCUUGGCUGGGCCUUCGACGCCGGACUUGACUGAUUGCGUGCAGAAACGAAACUUAGUCUAUGGCGACCUCAGCAGUGUAUCACAUUAAGCGUGAUGUACAAGAAAAACCGAAAGUUAAUGCCACUUAUUGAAAUAUUUACUUGUUGGAUCAAAGAAAAGUUUCAUAUUAUGCGGUAUGACAUUAAUUGAACUUUGCUGUUUUAAGAUAGCCAGGGAUAUUCGAAGUAUACCGCCAUAUUAUUCACCCAGAUGAGUUUUCGAGGUAAUUAGUUUUCUUGCUUUCAGACGAGAUAUUCCUGAUUUGACAAACAUCUUUGUCAAUCUCUAGCCUAUGUAACUUCUUCAUACUGUUUUAUGACUGUAAUUAGAGUCUUCUACAUUAUCUGUUACAUGUUGCAGAUUACGCUGUCUUGUCACGAAUUUCACAGAUUUUGUCUCGGUGGCUGAGUUGGUGAGGAGUGGCGUCGAGACGCUACCUGUCACCCGGUUCCGUAAGGCGGAGGGGCACGACGGCUGUUGAUUAUCUCGCUACGUGAAGCGGACGAGCCCGGCAGUCUCGUCACUUACUGGCGGCCUCUUUUUCCACAGAAAAGUGACGGCUCGAAAGUGGGUGCUCUACCAGGUGGACGGGCAGUCAGUGGGCACCUCAGGCCCCAGUUUAGAGUCAGUCACAGCCGCUAUAUUACCGGUAAUACUGGCGGCAUCACAGAAAUUCACCCACACUAAAACUGCAGCGACAGUGCGAAUAUUUUGACGAAAAAGUAAUAAAGAGUAAACACCUACAAAAUAAUUGAUGAUCGGUAUUUGGCAAGCAGGAUGGAAGUAUAUGGAAGGGGAAGGGAAAUGUAUGGAAAUUAUCAGACUUACUCAACCAAUUGAACGCACAACGAGAGUUAUAUGAAGAUAGAAGUUUCAGGACAUUAUACUCGCUGAGUUACGUUAAAUGAGUGAGGGAAAAUUAGUAUUCCAGAGUAGGAGAGAUUGAGGCACGUCUACGCACGGUCCGCUUUUAGGCAGAGCAGUUUCUUCCCGAAGCGCUGCCGAUAAUGGAUGACAAGUGCUGCCACAAGCUUCGUGGCUUCAGCAGAGUGAACAUUUUAGCGUGAAGAUCAUAUUUGUAUGAGCAAGGUGAGUAAAUUCUGAUACUCAAAAAUCGAAGCUCCUAGGGAGCACCACCUUUAGAAUUGACAAUAGGUGAAUUUACACUGAUCAGCCAGUACAUUAAGACCGCCUACCUAAUAUAACAGCCGGUGUGUCCACUUUUGGUACGGAUAACAGUGGCGGCGCGUCGUGACCUGGAAGCAGCCAGACCCCGGUAGGUCGCUGGGGGGAACUGGCACGUCAGUGGCACGCACGAGUCACGCAGUUCCCGUAAAUUCCGGGGAGAAGGGCGGUGAGCUCUGACGCCACGUUCAACCACAUCAACUGCAACUCUCCGCUGUGUUCCUCGAACCACUCCGUCACACUCGUGGCUUCGUGACAUGGAGCAUUAUCUUGCUGAAAAAUGCCACUGCCGUCGGGAAACAUGAUCGUCAUGAAGGAGUGUACACGGUCUGCAACCAGUUUACGAUACUCCUUAGCUGCCUUAUACGAGCUCCUCCGGCCCCAGCACGCGCACGUGAAUGUUCUCCAGAGCAUAAUGGAGCCGCCGCCACCUUGUCUUAGUACGGGCGUGAAAGAACUGUUCACCUACAAGAUGAAAGAUUCGCGCCCUCCCAUCGGCAAGAAGGUAUCGGAAUUCAUCAGAUCGUGUAACGCGCUCCCUCCGCGCCAGUGUCCAGUGUCGGUGGUCUUCUGCCCAUUUCUGUCGCAGUUGCCAGUGUCGUGCUGUUAACACUGGCACAUGCACGGGUCGUCGGCUGCGGAGGCCCAUCCUUAGGAGUGUUCGGUGCACUGUGUGUUCAGACACACUUCUGCUGUGCCCAGCAGUAAAAUCUGAUGCUAGUUUCGCCACAGUUCGCCGGAUGUUCUGUUCCACCAGUCUGCCCAGCCUGCGAUGUCCAACAUGUGUAAUGAAGGCUGGCCGCUCAACCCCACAACUGCUGUACAUGGCUUCACCUUGGUUUCACCAAGUGUUGAAGACACCACAGGACUCCUCGAACCGGGUUCGAUUCCCGGCGGGGUCAGGGAUUUUCUCUGCCUCGGGCAUGGGUGUGUGUGCUGUCCUUAGGUUAGUUAGGUUUAAGUAGUUCUAAGUUCUAGGGGACUGAUGACCAUAGAUGUUAAGUCCCAUAGUGCUCAGAGCCAUUUGAACCAUUUGAACUCCUCGAACAUCCGACAGGUCGUGCGCAGUUUCCGAAAUGCUCGUACCGCACCUCCAGGCGACCACAGCCUGCCCUCGGUCAAACUCAGACCGCUCGCUUUCCCCAUUCUACACACGGACAGAGCGCCCACUGGUGCUACGUGCACAGUGCGUGGGCCUGACCAGCAGUCAGUCCUCGCCAGCAGACGAUGCCAUCGCCGGGACGGCUUUAUAUCGAUAGUUGGUCGAUGGUUACAAUCUUCUGGCUGAUCAGUGUAUCUGCGUUUACAGGAAAUUAUGCUACAUUACAAGAUACAUUCGUACAACGUGAAAGCCUCAGAGUUACUACUGUAGUUUCGAAACUAAUUCUAACACGACGAUUUGGCACGUUUACGGACUGUUUUGCUUUGCAGUCCAAACUGAUAUGCCAGUCAAGAAAACUUCAAGACAGUUGCAGACACAAUCUAAAAAAGUGGCAGCACAGGAGAAUAAGAGAUAUAAAUUACUAAAAAAGUUAUUUGAACGUAAUGAAUUUCAAGUGGAAAGAAUUAAUUUUAUGAGAUCAACGACUGAUAAGGGCAAGAAAUUGCUAAAAGCAAGAACAAGGAAAAAUGUGGGUAGGCCUCCUCUGAUGUCACCAGGCUAGCAUUCUGUCGAAAGACAGGUCUUUCACAAGGUAACUCUCCAAGCUCUCCUGUCUUCCGCCACCUCUCUCGGGUCCGCUUCACUUUAUGUCGUCUAUCCUUUUGUCACUCCUCCUUCAUCUCCGUCUCCUCUUUCGAACCAAUCCUUUCAAAGCGUCAGUUAACAAGCACUCCCAUCUCAACGAAUGUCCCAUACAGUUCUUCUUGUUUUCUUUUGCAACCAGCAGAAGUCUGGUGAAGAGAAUGAACGCUGUCUUUGUAUUUAUUGAUUGAAAAGAUACAACCAAUCAAAAAAAAUCACGAAUGGUUCCACAGCUUUACAUGUAAAAGGUGAGCUCACGACGAAUGUAUCAUUGGAAACACAUUUUUCGUGUGAAAGUCGGACAAUGAUAAUGAAUGGUCGUUUAAUUAGCAUUCAGACUUCUGAGUAGGCCAUAGCACGCUAACAGCUGGAAUUUCGCAGGAAAAAUUAUUUCCACUAUAAUUUUUGUGCUUUUUUAUAUUAAUUGAUGUAAGUAAACCUGUAUCAAAUAAAUUUAAAAACUUUA
Messenger RNA from Schistocerca cancellata (South American locust), 4932 nucleotides. RefSeq names its product cytochrome P450 9e2-like. The transcript is spliced from 8 exons. Gene Ontology annotation, molecular function: oxidoreductase activity, acting on paired donors, with incorporation or reduction of molecular oxygen; monooxygenase activity; iron ion binding. The record is from RefSeq and is a predicted model, not a curated record. The coding region runs from base 1 to 1527 and encodes 508 amino acids. Lineage: Eukaryota; Metazoa; Arthropoda; Insecta; Orthoptera; Acrididae.